Messenger RNA from Alternaria atra, 276 nucleotides. RefSeq lists its product as uncharacterized. NCBI's taxonomy places the organism in Eukaryota, Fungi, Ascomycota, Dothideomycetes, Pleosporales, Pleosporaceae. Bases 1 to 276 code for a protein of 91 amino acids. The record is from RefSeq and is a predicted model, not a curated record. The transcript has 2 exons.
AUGGCGACCCUUCAGACUGUGAGGAGGUGGAUCAUGACGGGUGCUGUCGCCGCUAUUACAAUUACUGGAACUAUCUACGGUGCAGGAUUGAAGGGACGGCAGGAUGUCAAACAGCAAAAACGACAAAUUCUUGAAGCCACCCCGGAGGAACGAAUUGCACAGCUCGAAGUCGCGCGAGCCGAAUUAGUACUCAAGAAAAACGAGAUGGAAAGGAAGAUGGGCCAAAUUGCUGAGCGCCGGAGGGCAAAAGAGGAGGCGCUGAAGAACGAGAAAUGA